Hordeum vulgare subsp. vulgare (domesticated barley) is the source of this 1685-nucleotide messenger RNA. RefSeq lists its product as uncharacterized. NCBI's taxonomy places the organism in Eukaryota, Viridiplantae, Streptophyta, Magnoliopsida, Poales, Poaceae. Bases 211 to 1548 code for a protein of 445 amino acids. The record is from RefSeq and is a predicted model, not a curated record. The transcript has 10 exons. Gene Ontology annotation, molecular function: protein binding.
CGCUGAACUAACGAGCACGCAAAUACUCCUAUAUCAAUACAAAUUGAAAAAUAGUCUACUGUUCUGGAGGGAGAAGAAAAGGAGGAAGCCGCUCCGCUAACAGUUUCUCAUCACACUUCCGAGAGAAGAGAACCUAUCUCCGCUCGGCUUGGGCGGCGCGGUGUCUCUGAGGUAGCACGUCUGUGACGCCUCUCUCCUAGGCGAGGAUCGAUGCACACUUAUCGUGGCCGUGAAGUCGAGGACUGGUUUGAUGAUUCUGAUUCGGAUGACCACGCCGACGACAACACGGGGGACGACGGGCACCAUGAGCAAGGACCAAGGGACUCCGAUUUGGACCUGGAUGAUGAAGAUCGUGCCUUUAUGAGUCAGUUUCCAGAUACUUGGGGGGCAGCGCCCACAAGAAAAGAAGUAGACAUCCAAGGAAUACAAUGGGAGAGGCUGGCUAUCACACGUGAAAAUUACAGAGAGAUCAGAUUGCAGCAGUACAAAAACUACAAAAACAUUCCUAAUUCUGGAGAAGCAGCAGCCGAGGAAUGCAAACAGAGUGAGAAAGACGGAAUGUAUUACGAAUUCAGAAAAAAUACUAGAUCUGUAAAAUCAACCAUAUUACAUUUCCAGCUGAGAAAUUUAGUAUGGGCGACAUCCAAGCAUGAUGUCUACCUAAUGUCAAAUCACUCAGUCCUUCAUUGGUCUGCAUUGAGUGGUGUGGACACUGAACUUAUGAACGUCCAUGGUCAUGUGGCACCAAAGGAGAAGCACCCAGGAAGUCUAUUAGAGGGUUUUUCUCAGACUAAAGUUAGUACCAUGGCAGUCAAGGACAAUUUGCUGGUGGCUGGCGGAUUUCAAGGGGAGUUAAUCUGCAAGCACCUUGAUCGAGAAGGGAUAAGCUUUUGUUGUCGAACAUCACAUGAUGAUAAUGCUCUUACUAAUGCAAUUGAGAUAUUCAAUACUUCUAGUGGCGCUGUUCAUUUCAUGGCAUCGAGUAAUGACUCUGGGUUAAGAGACUAUGACAUGGAGAGAUUCCAGUUGUGCAAUCACUUUCAAUUUGAUUAUCCAGUGAAUCAUACAUCGCUUAGUCCCGACAGAAAGCUUGUUCUCGCCGUGGGGGACCAUCCUGAUGGUUUACUUGUUGAUGCGAAUUCAGGAGAGACGCUUCAUUCCAUGAAAGGCCAUCAUGACUUCUCGUUCGCAUCAGCCUGGAGCCCUGAUGGACGAACAUUUGCUACCGGGAACCAAGACAAGACAUGCCGAGUCUGGGAUCUGAGAAAUCUGUCGAAAGCCGUCCAUGUACUGAAGGGUAACCUUGGGGCCAUUAGGUCGAUCCACUUCACUUCUGACGGGCAGUUCCUGGCGAUGGCAGAACCGGCGGACUUCGUCCAUAUCUUCGACACCCAGAGCGAUUACAACCAAAGGCAAGAGCUGGACUUCUUUGGCGAGAUAUCUGGGAUCUCCUUCAGCCCGGACAUGGACGCCCUUUUCGUCGGUGUGUGUGAUAGAACGUAUGGCAGCCUCCUCCAGUAUGGUCGUUUACAUAAUAACAACCUGUAGUUCGUGUACCAUAUGGAGCUGUUCCCCGGCAUCUAUUUCCCAGAAGUCUAGAACAUAACUUGUCUGUCUAGAACAUAACUUGUCUGGGUGUUACUCAUUUCUCAGCUGUAUAUAAAUAAAUAUGCAUGUGUGCUUCA